Messenger RNA from Caretta caretta (loggerhead turtle), 1524 nucleotides. RefSeq lists its product as uncharacterized. NCBI's taxonomy places the organism in Eukaryota, Metazoa, Chordata, Testudines, Cheloniidae. The record is from RefSeq and is a predicted model, not a curated record.
AAACCAAGGCAUGGAAAGGUUGAGUAACUGGCCAAAGUUUCACAGAAGACCAAUGACAGAGCCCAAAUAGGACCCAAUCCCCAGCUCUAAGGCCUGGUCUACACUACGAGUUUGUCGGAUUUAGCAGCAUUAAAUCGAAUUAACCCUGCACCUGUCCACACAACGAAACCAUUUUUUUUGACAUAAAGAGCUCUUAAAACCGAUUUCUGUACUCCUCCCCAAUGAGGGAAUUAGCGCUGAAAUCGACAUCGCCAUUUCGAAUUAGGGUUAGUGUGGAUGCAAUUUGAAGGUAUUGGCCUCCGGGAGCUAUCCCACCGUGCACCAUUGUGACUGCUCUGGACAGCACUCUGAACUCGGAUCACUGGCCAGGUGUACAGGAAAAGCCCUGGGAACUUUUGAAUCUCAUUUCCUGUUUGGCCAGGCGAGCUCAUCAGCACAGGUGACCAUGCAGUCCCAGAGUCGAAAAAGAGCUCCAGCAUGGACCGAAUGGGAGGUACUGGAUCUGAUCGCUGUAUGGGGAGAGGAAUCCAUGUUAUCAGAAUACGUUCCAAAAGACAAAAUGCCAAAACAUUUCAAAAAAUCUCCGAGGCCAUGAGGGACAGAGGCUACAUCAGGGAUGCAACACAGUGUCGCGUGAAAGUUAAGGAGCUCAGAGAAGAGUACCAGAAAACCAAAGAAUCAAACAGACGCUCUGGGACAGAGCCCCAGACAUGCCCCUUCUACGCUGAGCUGCAUGCAAUUCCGCCACCACUACCCCACCCCUGUCCCUGGACUCCGAUGAUGGGGUACUCUCCACCAUGCCUGAGGAUUUUGUGGACGGGAAAGAUGAGGAAGAGGAGGAGGAUGAGCUUGAGGAGAGCACACAGCACACCGUUCUCCCUGACAGCCAGUAUCUUUUUAUCACCCUGACUGAAAUACCCUCCCAACCCAAAGAAGCCAGAGGAGGGACCUCUGCUUCAAAUGUUUCAAGCCUCCCUCCUCCGUCCCAAAGGCUAUCUCAGAUAAGGCAGCGAAAAAAAUGCACGUGCGAUGAAAUGUUCUCUGAGCUCAUGCAGUCGUCUGGCUCUGACAAAGCUCAGCAGAAUGUGUGGAAGGACACAAUAGCAGAGUACAGGAAAGUGGCCAAUGAACGUGAGGAGCGGUGGCAGCAGGAAGAUCAGAGGAGGCAUGAGGCAACGCUGGGGCUACUGCGGGAUCAAACGGACAUGCUCCAGCGUCUGGUGGAGGUUCAUGAACGGCAGCAGGAUCACAGAUUGCUGCUGCAGCCCCUGUUUAACCACCCUCCCUCCUCCCCAAGUUCCAUAGCCUCCUCACCCAGAUGCCCAAGAAUGUGGGAGGGGAGGCUCCAGGCACCCAACCACUCCACCCCAGUGGACAGCCCAAGCAACAGAAGGCUGUCAUUCAACAAGUAUUGAAGUGGCCUUUUCCUUCCCUCCUACCCUCCUCCCACACCCCACCUGGGCUACCUUGUGAGUUAUCUCCCUAUUUUUAUAAUCAAUUAAUAAAAAAUACAUGGUUUUUAAA